GCAUGCGCAGAGAGAAGAAGAUGAAGUUAUUUCCCAGCAGCCCUUUCUCCUCCUCCCUCUUUCCCUUCCAGCAGCGAUGUCCAAGAGAGGACGUGGUGGGUCAUCUGGAGCCAAGUUUCGCAUCUCACUGGGUCUCCCAGUGGGAGCGGUCAUCAACUGCGCCGACAACACGGGUGCUAAGAACCUGUACAUCAUCUCCGUCAAGGGCAUCAAGGGCCGUCUGAACAGGCUUCCUGCGGCCGGUGUGGGCGACAUGGUCAUGGCCACAGUCAAGAAAGGCAAACCAGAGCUCAGAAAAAAGGUGCAUCCUGCGGUGGUGAUACGGCAGCGGAAGUCGUAUCGGCGAAAAGACGGCGUGUUCCUGUACUUCGAAGACAACGCCGGGGUGAUAGUAAAUAACAAAGGAGAAAUGAAAGGUUCGGCAAUCACGGGACCCGUCGCCAAGGAAUGUGCCGACCUGUGGCCCAGGAUUGCUUCAAACGCUGGGAGCAUCGCUUAACCUCACUUGGCUUCAUGUUUUCAAUAAAAUAUUGAAAGUU
Molecule: messenger RNA, 539 nt
Organism: Trichomycterus rosablanca
Lineage: Eukaryota; Metazoa; Chordata; Actinopteri; Siluriformes; Trichomycteridae
Gene: rpl23
Product: ribosomal protein L23
Exons: 5
Coding region: 77-499 (140 amino acids)
Biological process (GO): translation
Cellular component (GO): cytosolic large ribosomal subunit; ribosome
Molecular function (GO): large ribosomal subunit rRNA binding; structural constituent of ribosome
Source: RefSeq, a predicted model, not a curated record